UUCACAGCUUUCCAAAAAGUGUCUUCUCCAAAUGUCACCGCAGAAAAGCUCAUGGUCAACUUUCUCCACAUUCGUCCAAAAUUCUUUGAUCGUGUUAAGAAAUGGGCUCCUACUGUUGAAGACAUUGUGAUUGUUAUGGACGGUUCCGAGUCGAUUAAUAAAUGCGAAUUUGAAAAAGGAAAGAAAGCGUUGAAAGGCCUAAUGAGUGUGGCAUCGUAUAACUCGCGGCACGAUACAAAGUAUGCAGCAGUUACUUUUUCCUGUGCGGCCAGCGUCAACUUUAAGUUUCUAACCUACCCUUCAGCAGGGAAUAAAAUACUAUCGAUUUCUUACCCCGGGGGCGGAAGCAACACUCAGGCGGGUCUGGCAGAGGCCAAAAAACUCUUUGACGACCCUUCAUCAGGUAUUUAUCUUUUUAAUUUUGUGCACUUGUAUAUUGAGUUUUAUUUGGAAUUCGAUAAAUCUUAAUAUAAUAUAAAAGGGUUAUGUAUGUAUGUAUUGUAUUUAUGUUUGUAUGUAUAGUCAAAUCCAGGGGACAUUUCACAGGCGCAUGAAUGACAUAAGGACGUAAAAAACGCCUUCAUUUGUCGAACAAAAUCUUUAUGAGGGGGUCGUAAGGGUUACCCUGGGUGCCAGAGACUUUUCUAGCGCGGUUUCCGGUUUCUGUCAAUUCUUUAGCGGUUUUGCGGUGAUUUCUAUUUUAAGUUGCGGUAGUGCGGUUUUACAAAACCAAGUGGUUUGCGGUAUUUAGAAAUUUUCGGGUAAUUUCAAUGCGGUUUGCGGUUUUCGUAUGUUAUUCUGUGCGGUAUUUAUACGUUUUUCUGUGCGGUUUUGCGGUAUUAGUACCCCCCUUACCUCUCCCUUCUUUAUAGAUGCAGCAAAUAAUUCGCAUUCAAUAUAAUAAAAACUGACAAACACUGUAGGCGAAUUCACUGUGAACAAAUUCUUGGUGCGAACUUAAAGCGGCGGAAACCGCUGCUACAAGGUCACAACAUUGAGUGCUCAGCUUUUCUUCGUGUGUCAUGCAACAUACAAAGAGUUCUAAAGAUUGUUUCCCCACAUGACGUCAAUGGCGGCCAUAUUGGUGUCCCAAAACAAUGAAACGGCGGCCAUGUUGGUCUCCCAAACCAAUCCUCUGGGAGUUCAACUCUUUUAAUGCAAACGCUUUCUGUUGUUCCAAUAAAUUUGCAUAGAUGCUGGCCAUGUGAGUGAAAACACUCUAUAAAAAAAAUCCGACCUACUGAGAUUUCUACAUUCCAUACAUGGGGUAUUCAUGACCAUGUAUUUCACUAAUAUGCAUCAUCGCUCACCUUAUUAAUAAACAUACAUGCGGCAGGUUGAAGUCUUCAGUGAGCUUUUUAUUGUUGUCUAUUGAAUCACAGGUAUAUAUAGGUAUUGUAUUUCAUUGUAAACACAACUUAAUACAAUACAAUACAAUACAGUAUUCAAGAGAUAAGAGCUAAAGUUACAAAAUAUCUCUCGAAAGGGGAUAUCUAGAGGUUAACCCUAUAUAAAAGAUUCCCCAAAAUACGUUUACAUAUUCAAAGCCUGAAUCCAAGAUUAACGACACAAAGCUUGUUUAAGCCCUUUCCUCGUAACCAAUUGGCCACAAAGGCACAAUCUUUUCCAUGAAAAGGCUCUGACACCACGUUCUCCACGAUAGCUCGCCACGUGCAAAGCGCCCAGAGAUUCAACAUGAAAUCGAGGCUAAGGUUCACAUUCCCCAUCCCCUGGAAGACUCUGAUAAUCAAAUUCCCUUCUCCCAGGGACGGCAAAGAUGUCAAAUACCUGGGGUAUGCUAGUCUGCUACACAGCCGUUUUUAGUGUCGUCACGCAACCCUCCUCCUCACUAACAGCAGCUGAAAAUCGAACCACGUUCCUUUCCCGCGAUUAGUCAAUUAGAAUUCAGCUCCCAUUUUCUGGAAGGUGUUCGCGCCACGACUCCUCCAAUCACAGCUUUGCUUUUAUCGUUGCCCCAUGUGUAAAUGACAGAACAAUCAAAAUCGUGCCGUGAAAAUAAGCAAUCAACUUGAGUAGUGUUGUCGUAGUCGAGUUCUUUCAAAAAUUUUUGAGAUAAGCAGCAACAGCAAGCAAGUCGAGCAAAUAUGAUGCACAACAUGGCUUAUAAAGUUGCCGGGUAUAGUUUCGGGAAAUCGCUGAUCGAUAAUUUAUAAGAUUGCUUUUGUUUGAAUCAGUACCCCCGAGAGUUUAGUCUUCACAGUCUUCACAUGUACAACAACACAUUGAGCACAUCCGGCACAUGAAAUUCAUCAUACAUAUGCACGUUAAAAAGAACCAACCGAUCUUGGUAAGAGUCUUGUAGGCCUAUCAAACCUUUUCCUUUUUUUCACUUGGAAUUUUGUUAACCACUUAAAACAAACGUUUCUGCAAACAAGCUUUUCGUUACUUGCAGUCACAGAGCCUAUCAAAAUUCGGCGACUAUUGAUUGAUUUGUCGAAAACUGAGAAGCGUGUUUGCUCCUAGCGCCCUGCGGCUCACGUAUUGUCUAUUUUCUUAUACAUGAUUGGUUUGUUCGUUAGAGCACAAACACAAAGGGAAAGGAAUGUAGUUCCAUUUUCAGCAGCCGUUAGUGUAGCCUGUGAACAGGCCUUUGGUCGAGCGGGGAACUAGGGAGAGGGAAAAGCGAAAAGGCCUGUAGACAAACAUUUGGGACUGCCGUUCCACGGGACCCGCUGUGCAUCAGAUCUUGAUGCAAGUUCUUAUUGAUGAGAACACUGACUGUUGACAGGUCUUAUUGACAUCGGCUUUUCGGUCGGCACGUAGCACGCGUUUUGAUCACAAACUGGAAAGGACAAAACACUCCAAAGACUGUUAAGCUUGUUCAAAAGCUAUUACCAAGGGAGGAACUACCCUCUCCAGUCAAAAGACUCACACUAUCUUUAGAAAAACACUAGGCUGGAGUUUACCGAGUCACAAUGCAACUCUCCAUAGUUGAUGUAGCUUCGGUUUAAGUAGCCUGCGUUGCAGCCGGCCCGCGCACUCGUCAAAACCAUUUGUAUAGUCCGUCUAUACAGAAGGUUUAGAACGUCUUCGACGCAGGCAACGGUUUAAGCUGCACUUGAAUCUUAUAACUUUGGAUCUGUAAAUUACUAUCCGUGAUAAUUUUUAAACAUUCUCCAAAGAAAACUAAUGAGCUGGGCCCAGCGUGAUACAACAUCUUUGUUUUGAGAUGGAGCAAAAGACGGCUCAUUUCCUGUUAAUUUUCCCUAGGACUUACUCACGCGCGAAAUUGAUUGACAGAUAACGAUCUUACUGACAGAUGUUCGGCAAGAUAAUUACACGAGGGUGGAAUAGUUGCCUCAAAUGUUAGUCUACAGGCUCUCUCCCCGCCCCCCUUUCCCUUCCCUUUCCUUGCUAUUUUUCCCCCCAAAACAGAGAGCCUGUUCACAGGCUACCGUUAGAGGGAAGGAGCGUUGCGUGAAGAAACUAAAAACGGCUGUGUAGCAGACUAGGGGUAUGCCCGGAGAGAAGGAUGUUGAAGUUUCGAUUUGACCGAUACAUAACAGCCUCGGGAUCUGAAUAAUUUUUUCUGUCACACCAAAGCCGAAUUCAAUUAUUGUUUUAUAUCUGUUCAUUCAUUUUAUCUUUUUCUAAUUUGUUAAAGUCCUUACCUUCUCGUCGACGUUCUUCAUAAUUUUGCCUGAUUGUCGAAGCAUGUUCAGCUGAUAUGAACAGAUGUUUUUUGCUAUUUUCCUCGCAUAUACUCCUCAAAAAGCAGAUGACAUACAUUGAGCGAUUAUAUUUUUUUGCCGGCAUCACUGCAUUUGUUCCGUUCAUCAUAUGUCAGUAAUUUGGCUAUUUGUCUUUGGAUCAUAGCCGUAAACUUUUCCCCAAUUUUUGAGUUUUGCGCUCAUGUCAAAACAGCUAGGAAGUUGCGCUGCUGUUAACGUCUUAAAUGGUUGUAGAUUGGCAAUAUACAGUGUCUGCAUAAAACGUUUUCGGGCGCUGCUCUCACCCAUCGUUUUCAUGCCGGUGUAAAACCUACCCGGUAUAGAGUGAAUAUAGCCUAAAUCGUAACUCUUCAUCAGUAAGAUGGCAAAAAUGUUUUCAUUUCGAUUAUGAGUUUCGGCUCCAUUAAAUCCUAUGCCAAAUACCUAAUACCAUUAAAUCCUAUCUUGACCAAAUUGACUAUGAAGCCUAUUAAAAAAGGUUACAACAAAAGAAAAUAAAAAAUUAAGUCAUAUCAAGUAUGUAAAAUGCUGAAUGUGAAAUUUCAAAGUUUUGAGAAAUAACAAAAUGGUUUGGUCUUUAUUAUAAUGAUGGUGAUGAUAACAAUGUCAACAAAAAUUUAAUGUUUGAUGUCAUCGCUGGAAUAAAAACAAUCCAUAAUGUUAUUAAUGGGAGCCUCAUGGUUAUCUUGAAGUUAGCCCGCGUAGCUGGCGGUAUUGUGUAAUAGUCGAGUGAGAUUUGGUGGCGAAGCCGUCAAGAGUGGCGUAAGCCGCGAGAAAUAGGUAUUUCAAACGCCUCGUCCCCACUCCUUUUUUAGGGUUAUGGCUUCUCCGCCAAAACUUUAAUCGCGCACCAAGACAAUAACGCCAACUACGCAGGCUAUAGUAACGUUAGCAGAAGAUAAUGUUGAAGGUUAAGCUGUCGUUACUUCAAAAAAGCAUUGACUUUUCAGUUUCUUUUUUUAUUAUUACUUACUUGUAAAUAAUUUGAACUUGGAAGUAUGUAAUAGUUUAUCAAUAACGUUAUUAUUUUUUUCAAAUAAAAAACAAAUGGCAUCCCCCUUUCGUCCUUUAGAAAUUUGUUUUCAAUCCUUUCAGUUCAAGAAGUAAAGAUUACCCCUCAAAAUUCCCUCAUGGUAUACAUAAGAUAAAUGUAGUCUAAUUCAAGUAAAAAUUGCAUCGAGAAGGCGAUGUUAACAUUAAUUUUGAGUGAAUAGUGUGUGGAGCGAAGCUAAGUACGAGACGCCAAGAGUACAGUUUUGUAAGCUAUGGUUUUCUUUGUAGCUUUUCUGGUGGUCGAGAGCUUGAAGUUUCCUCCGUGCAGUCACCAUCUUUGAUUUUGACAGGGCUUGAAUGAAAAGGAAAGGAUAAUGAGAUCAGUGUGGUGAGGUUUAAAGUAUGAGGCAAGAAAAAAGUAAAGGGGAAUGAAGGGAAGGGGGCAACAAAACUUUCCGAAGAGACCGUUCAGUUGUUUUCAAAUGUUGUCGGUACUAAACAAAUACUUUUUUUUUCUUCACCUCCAAAGGACGCCGUGAUAAUUCAAGAAAGGUAGUUUUUCUUUUCACCGAUGGCCAAUGGAACGAGUUUCCCCACCUAACUAUACCUAAAGCUAACGCCCUAAAAGCCAUUGGUGUAGACAUUUACGUGGUUGCUGUUGGACGGUACAUUUCUGGCAUAGACGAGAUGGUGAAGGUGGCCUCCUCCCCGCCCGAGAACUACGUUUUCAGGGUUGAAAAAAACAGUGCUUUAUGGGAUGUCGUCAAGUUAGUUAUCAAAGAGGUCAACCCCGGAAAAUACGCCGUCUUAAACGGCCAAUAUGAUCCUCCUUGCAGCUAA
Porites lobata is the source of this 5525-nucleotide messenger RNA. The record is from the annotation of a GenBank genome assembly. Lineage: Eukaryota; Metazoa; Cnidaria; Anthozoa; Scleractinia; Poritidae.